CCCGACACUUACGCACCAUAGUUUUGCUUUUAUUUUCCACACGCAUAGUCUUACAUCGCAUAAUCUGUUGUACAACCCAUAAUUACAACGCGCUCGAAUGUCAGCACGCGCAUGAUUUUCAUACUCUGUACUGCCUGAAGUUUGUCGGUUGAAUACAACAGUUGCAUAGCAAUGAAACAACGCAUUCCAAAUGACGACAUUUGUGAUAAAACCGUUGGACUCCUUGCGUGCCGCAUAGUAUGCAUUGCUACUCACAACGAGAUGACAUUACUGCAGUAAUUUCCCAGUUAUGACUACCUCGUACUAACAGUAACAAGUUGUAAAAAUUCAUUCCGGAGAAAUCUGAAUCAAUUUUCCCCCGCUCUUGGAAAAGCUCCAUCUUCCGCAUUGAUCAAAGAACUUACUAGUUUUGAUUGAGGAAAACGAUGCUUCUCACGGUUCUGGAGCACGCAAUCCCGCUAGCGGCGGGGAUGCUGUUGGCGCUACAUGGUGCGAUCGGCGCGCGUCUCGCGGCGACUUUUCAGUCCGCACCCUUCGCGGCCAUGCUCAACAUGCUCGGCGCAUUAUCCUGUGUAAAGAAGUAGUACUUAACCACGACCCAGAAAGUAUUUGUCAUGGAGAUUUGCAUGUUGUCCAGAGACGGUACCGAACGUCUCUGUAGUUGCACCUAUGCAUGAGAGGCAUAGCUAUUAAAGGCUCUGCUCCUUCAAUCAGGAAUAAAAAAAGAGCGAAUUUUUCCUGAUGUGGCUCUUGUAUAGCCAGCGCCAGCUUCGAUUCCUAUCCUACACCCCCAAAUCCAAUAAUUUGCCACUCACAGCACCCAAAAUGGAGAUUGCUGGCCAGCAACACUUGUGUACUCAGCAAAUCGCCUGGCGCAUGGUCUUGACAUUCUUUCAUGCCGCAGAUAAAAUAAUUUGGGUGUUGGCUACUAACUUGUUUCGGCAGGAUACGCGUUGAGCUGUCUUCUGGUCGUCAAAUCGGUUUUGUGGCUGUCCGGAAAAGUGUACACCACGAGAAAGACGCAGAACGCCUGGGACGAAUUAUUGUCCUCUUCGACCACGACUUGUAGUACGACUUCCUUGUCGGACGUCGCGUGCGCCUCAACGACGUCCAGCGCCACAAGUUCGACUGGACCGUGCCAUGCUGCGAGCGAUAAAGUCACGCCCGAGCAGCAGACGGGCAGUCCGGUGUUGAAGCGGAACAAUAUUAAUAAAGGGACUAAUACCAAUCCAGUCCUCAUACCCAGUAAAGACGAGGAACUCGAGCUCGGGAAAAACGACCUCGACCGGCGCAACCAAGUGAGCACGUGCAGCACCUGCGUACCUCCGGACGGGGGAGAAAGUGUUCAAAAUCUUCACGAAGUCGAAGUCUACAAAGGGGCACCAGCUGCAGCUGCGAGGAUAUCAACAUCCGGGGUUUCAUCUACGCCGUCGGUUGCAUCCUCCUCGUCUGGGCGGAGUUCUGGGGGUGCAGCUUCCUCCGAUGAGAGGAACAAUAAACUUUCGUUCCUCAAAGUCGUGGAUCAGAACGCGCACACCAUGACCAGUGUCAAGACCGAAACCACCACCACCUCCUCGGGCAUCCAGAACUGUCCUUCCCAAGAUUCUGCGCGUGCUGGUGGUCGUUCCACCGCGAACAGCAUUUCUGCUAAUAACGCCCACGGAGCUCUUGGAGGAGAUCGUCUUCAGGAUCAUGCUGAAGGAACAGGACUAGUCGGCAGUACCUCGGAUCCAGAAGACAAUUUUGUGCUAGAGACGCCCCCAGACACAUACCAGUUUCUGUGUUCAAGCGAAGUCGACAGCCUGAACAGUGUAGUUGAACUAAAGAGCAGCUGCCUUGGUGGUGCUCUCACGACCACCAGUAGUUCCGCUGCAAACCCCCUGUCUGGCGUGGAUUUUGCCGCCAAGAUGGCGGCGGGCCGACCAGCGAAGAAGCGCGGACUCGACCAACUUUUUUUGGAGGACCCGGACGUUGAACAGGAAGACUCUCGUCCAGCGACGAGAGAGCAGAAUGAUACGCAAACAAGUAGUUCAUCUGGCAGCGACCGGACGUUGGAACAACAUCAAAUGACGUCAAGUCAGCACACCGCAGCGACGGGCACAGCACCUGCACCGGCAUCCAUGAGUACGAGCUUCGCUUCAUCAAGAGCAAGUAAGGCGAAGCAGUCGGAUCCGGUUUUGUUCCCACACGACAGCACGACCACCGAAGUUCUCGCACACGACAAAGGAGAACCUCACAGGACGUCGAGUGGCAGCGAGGACGAUUUUUCAGCGCUGUCCCCCGUUGGUAAAAAUAACAUCAUCUGUGCGCGGAGCCAAUCGCAAGAGGUGAGCCACCAGUCGGUGCAGCACAGUCACGCAGGAGCUCCGAAGAAAAAGCAUCAAAUCCCCAACAUCGGGCUCCUGUUUCGGUUGAACCUAGACGUGGGGCGGAGAGCGUCGCUGAAGGAGUCGCCGAAAGUCGUUGCUUGCACCAAAAAGGUGAUGAAAGGUGGUGUCCCCUCUGAAGAUACAUCAGCGGAAACAUCGUCAACUCCUUCGUACGAACUGAAAAGCGUUACUGGCGGCAAGGACCACCUUCUCGUUACAUCUCCCGGAGCCACUGUCGUACAAAAUCUAGUAGAUCAAAGUUCGCAAGCAAAGAACUUUACUGCGGUCGCGGCCAACAAUCCGCUCCACGUGGUGGAGAUCAAAACCAAAGUACGCGAAGAGCACCCGCGGGAGCAAAUCAAGAUUUGGAAGCUGCUCGGGGGCCCCAUUGGUGUGUUUAUCGUGACUACCGCGUUUUUGACAAUUUCCAAGAUCGGGUGCGUCGCUUUUUUCCUGAUCAACGCGGCCGGCCAACUGUCUUCUAGCAUGCUGUGCGACCACAAGGGCUUUGCGGGGUUGCCGCGCCGCCCGCUGAAUGCGGGCAAGCUGACCGCGAUUUUGGUAGUUGGGGGCGGCGUUCUUUUGGUCGUGAUCAGCACCUUCUCCUCUACUGCCAGUGCUGGCAGCACAGCUUCCUCUCCCGCCGGUCGGUCAGCACCGCCUUCCGCUUCUACUGCAACGGUCCAACACCACCUCCGACUAGAGGCAGAAGUGUCCCCGUCGGGAACCUCGUCGUCCGCUGGAGCGUCGCCGUCCACAGCGGCUGCUUCGGCAACGGUCUCCCCCUCUGCUCCGGGCCGUGCUCAUGAACUACACGGAGAGCAGCAGGACCACCAGAAGACGGAGGAGGACUUCUGGCAGCACACGCUGCCUUUCAUGGUGCUGGCCUUUUUUGGCGGCGUGUGCCUUCCGAUCCAGGCCUCGGUGAACGCGGCGGCCCGGCGAUGCUUUGCGAGCAACGACAGUGGCGCACUGGUCAGCUUCAUCGGCGCGUCGAUGGCUUCCACUGUCGUAUUUCUCGGCUGGGACUACCCGCUUGCGCCCGUGGAAAAACCAGUGCCAGUUUGGAUGUUUGCGCCAGGUAUGGUAGUUAUUUUCAUGUUCUUUCAAUAGCAGGGUUUGGCUUCUUUAUUUGGCGGGGGAAAGCGGUCUUUUGGAUAAUAUGCACAGACCUGCCAAUUAUCGUGCCUAUAAUGAUUCUUCUUUACGUGAGCUAAGUACUACGUACAGUUGUGCGACGAGGAAGCAGGAAAAGGAAUGAAGACUAGAAAAACCAUGAUCUCUCCCUAAAAAACAAACUCCGAAGGUUUAAUCGGCGCGUUUUGCGUUUACCAAAGUUGCGUGAUCGGGCCCCGCAUUGGGCAAACGAUGCUGUGGCUGUUGAUUCUGCUCGGUCAGUUGGUGGGAUCCAUGCCUUUCGACCAAUUUGGAUGGAUCGGCCUGCAACAGCGAUCGCUCACGACUUCGCGCGUGUUGGGAGUGUUCGUCGUCGCCUUCGGCGUUUUCCUGAACAUGCGCUACAACCGGCAGCAAAUCAAAAACGGAGAAGCGAUUGCCAGUCCGAGGAAGGGGCACCGCAGCGCCGCAAUGGCACUCAGGUCGUAG
Messenger RNA from Amoebophrya sp. A120, 3974 nucleotides. The record is from the annotation of a GenBank genome assembly. Lineage: Eukaryota; Dinophyceae; Syndiniales; Amoebophryaceae.